Molecule: messenger RNA, 5871 nt
Organism: Gorilla gorilla gorilla (western lowland gorilla)
Lineage: Eukaryota; Metazoa; Chordata; Mammalia; Primates; Hominidae
Gene: ADGRB1
Product: adhesion G protein-coupled receptor B1
Exons: 32
Coding region: 383-5281 (1632 amino acids)
Biological process (GO): negative regulation of angiogenesis; cell surface receptor signaling pathway; engulfment of apoptotic cell
Cellular component (GO): dendrite; plasma membrane; postsynaptic density
Molecular function (GO): G protein-coupled receptor activity
Source: RefSeq, a predicted model, not a curated record
UCCCGGCGAGGCCCAGAGCGGGCCGGGGGCGGCGGCGGCUGGAGGAGCCCCCCCCACCUCCGGUCGGGCGCCCGGCUCAGCCGCCGGCGACGCGAGGCGCUCGUGGGGAUUUGCAACUCGCCGGAUCGAGUCCUCGCCGGCGGGGCCGCUGCUGCUGGGGAAGCUGCUGCUGGUGGCCACAGGUUGGCACCAGGGCCCUGGACUUUAGAAGCCGUUGCUGCCCUCUCUGUCACCUGAAGCGGGGCCCUCUCCCAUCCCACCCUUGCCCCGCCUCCCUGCCCCCACCGGGCCGGCCCUGCCCGCCGCCGGACCCUGGCAUGUCAAGACCUGGUCCGCGCCUGCCUGCCCAGCCCGCGGAACCCCGGCGGCCCCGCGAGCUAGGAUGAGGGGCCAGGCCGCCGCCCCGGGCCCCGUCUGGAUCCUCGCCCCGCUGCUGCUGCUGCUGCUGCUGCUGGGACGCCGCGCGCGGGCGGCCGCCGGAGCAGACGCGGGGCCCGGGCCAGAGCCGUGCGCCACGCUGGUGCAGGGAAAGUUCUUCGGCUACUUCUCCGCGGCCGCCGUGUUCCCGGCCAACGCCUCGCGCUGCUCCUGGACGCUACGCAACCCGGACCCGCGGCGCUACACUCUGUACAUGAAGGUGGCCAAGGCGCCCGUGCCCUGCAGCGGCCCCGGCCGCGUGCGCACCUACCAGUUCGACUCCUUCCUCGAGUCCACGCGCACCUACCUGGGCGUGGAGAGCUUCGACGAGGUGCUGCGGCUCUGCGACCCCUCCGCACCCCUGGCCUUCCUGCAGGCCAGCAAGCAGUUCCUGCAGAUGCGGCGCCAGCAGCCGCCCCAGCACGUCGGACUCCGGCCCCGGGCCGGGCCGCCGGGCCCCACCGACGACUUCUCCGUGGAGUACCUGGUGGUGGGGAACCGCAACCCCAGCCGUGCCGCCUGCCAGAUGCUGUGCCGCUGGCUGGACGCAUGUCUGGCCGGUAGCCGCAGCUCGCACCCCUGCGGGAUCAUGCAGACCCCCUGCGCCUGCCUGGGCGGCGAGGCGGGCGGCCCUGCCGCGGGACCCCUGGCCCCCCGCGGGGAUGUCUGCUUGAGAGAUGCGGUGGCUGGUGGCCCUGAAAACUGCCUCACCAGCCUGACCCAGGACCGGGGCGGGCACGGCGCCACAGGCGGCUGGAAGCUGUGGUCCCUGUGGGGCGAAUGCACGCGGGACUGCGGGGGAGGCCUCCAGACGCGGACGCGCACCUGCCUGCCCGCGCGGGGCGUGGAGGGCGGCGGCUGCGAGGGGGUGCUGGAGGAGGGUCGCCAGUGCAACCGCGAGGCCUGCGGCCCCGCUGGGCGUACCAGCUCCCGGAGCCAGUCCCUGCGGUCCACAGAUGCCCGGCGGCGCGAGGAGCUGGGGGACGAGCUGCAGCAGUUUGGGUUCCCAGCCCCCCAGACCGGUGACCCAGCAGCCGAGGAGUGGUCCCCGUGGAGCGUGUGCUCCAGCACCUGCGGCGAGGGCUGGCAGACCCGCACGCGCUUCUGCGUGUCCUCCUCCUACAGCACGCAGUGCAGCGGACCCCUGCGCGAGCAGCGGCUGUGCAACAACUCUGCCGUGUGCCCAGUGCAUGGUGCCUGGGAUGAGUGGUCGCCCUGGAGCCUCUGCUCCAGCACCUGUGGCCGUGGCUUUCGGGAUCGCACGCGCACCUGCAGGCCCCCCCAGUUUGGGGGCAACCCCUGUGAGGGCCCUGAGAAGCAAACCAAGUUCUGCAACAUUGCCCUGUGCCCUGGCCGGGCAGUGGAUGGAAACUGGAAUGAGUGGUCGAGCUGGAGCGCCUGCUCCGCCAGCUGCUCCCAGGGCCGACAGCAGCGCACGCGUGAAUGCAACGGGCCUUCCUACGGGGGUGCCGAGUGCCAGGGCCACUGGGUGGAGACCCGAGACUGCUUCCUGCAGCAGUGCCCAGUGGAUGGCAAGUGGCAGGCCUGGGCGUCAUGGGGCAGUUGCAGUGUCACGUGUGGGGCUGGCAGCCAGCGACGGGAGCGUGUCUGCUCUGGGCCCUUCUUCGGGGGAGCAGCCUGCCAGGGCCCCCAGGAUGAGUACCGGCAGUGCGGCACCCAGCGGUGUCCCGAGCCCCAUGAGAUCUGUGAUGAGGACAACUUUGGUGCUGUGAUCUGGAAGGAGACCCCAGCGGGAGAGGUGGCUGCCGUCCGGUGUCCCCGCAAUGCCACAGGACUCAUCCUGCGACGGUGUGAGCUGGACGAGGAAGGCAUCGCCUACUGGGAGCCCCCCACCUACAUCCGCUGUGUUUCCAUUGACUACAGAAACAUCCAGAUGAUGACCCGGGAGCACCUGGCCAAGGCUCAGCGAGGGCUGCCCGGGGAGGGGGUCUCGGAGGUCAUCCAGACACUGGUGGAGAUCUCUCAGGACGGGACCAGCUACAGUGGGGACCUGCUGUCCACCAUCGAUGUCCUGAGGAACAUGACAGAGAUUUUCCGGAGAGCGUACUACAGCCCCACCCCUGGGGACGUACAGAACUUUGUCCAGAUCCUUAGCAACCUGCUGGCAGAGGAGAAUCGGGACAAGUGGGAGGAGGCCCAGCUGGCGGGCCCCAACGCCAAGGAGCUGUUCCGGCUGGUGGAGGACUUUGUGGACGUCAUCGGCUUCCGCAUGAAGGACCUGAGGGAUGCAUACCAGGUGACAGACAACCUGGUCCUCAGCAUCCAUAAGCUCCCAGCCAGCGGAGCCACUGACAUCAGCUUCCCCAUGAAGGGCUGGCGGGCCACGGGUGACUGGGCCAAGGUGCCGGAGGACAGGGUCACUGUGUCCAAGAGUGUCUUCUCCACGGGGCUGGCAGAGGCCGAUGAAGCAUCCGUGUUUGUGGUGGGCACCGUGCUCUACAGGAACCUGGGCAGCUUCCUGGCCCUGCAGAGGAACACGACCGUCCUGAAUUCCAAGGUGAUCUCCGUGACUGUGAAACCCCCGCCUCGCUCCCUGCGCACACCCUUGGAGAUCGAGUUUGCCCACAUGUAUAAUGGCACCACCAACCAGACCUGUAUCCUGUGGGAUGAGACGGAUGUACCCUCCUCCUCCGCCCCCCCGCAGCUCGGGCCCUGGUCGUGGCGCGGCUGCCGCACGGUGCCCCUCGACGCCCUCCGGACGCGCUGCCUCUGUGACCGGCUCUCCACCUUCGCCAUCUUAGCCCAGCUCAGCGCCGACGCGAACAUGGAGAAGGCGACUCUGCCAUCGGUGACGCUCAUCGUGGGCUGUGGCGUGUCCUCUCUCACCCUGCUCAUGCUGGUCAUCAUCUACGUGUCCGUGUGGAGGUACAUUCGCUCAGAGCGUUCUGUCAUCCUCAUCAACUUCUGCCUGUCCAUCAUCUCCUCCAAUGCCCUCAUUCUCAUCGGGCAGACCCAGACCCGCAACAAGGUGGUGUGCACGCUGGUGGCCGCCUUCCUGCACUUCUUCUUCCUGUCCUCCUUCUGCUGGGUGCUCACCGAGGCCUGGCAGUCCUACAUGGCCGUGACGGGCCACCUCCGGAACCGCCUCAUCCGCAAGCGCUUCCUCUGCCUGGGCUGGGGGCUCCCUGCACUGGUUGUGGCCAUUUCCGUGGGAUUCACCAAGGCCAAAGGGUACAGCACCAUGAACUACUGCUGGCUCUCCCUGGAGGGGGGACUGUUGUAUGCCUUCGUGGGACCUGCCGCUGCCGUUGUGCUGGUGAACAUGGUCAUUGGGAUCCUGGUGUUCAACAAGCUCGUGUCCAAAGACGGCAUCACGGACAAGAAGCUGAAGGAGCGGGCAGGUCAGCCGCCCCCGCACCCCCUCGGGCGCGCCCUCAAGUGUGCCGAGUGUGGAGUCUUCCCUGCUGCCGAUGCCACCUCCGACGCCACCAGUAACGCCAUGGCCUCCCUGUGGAGCUCCUGCGUGGUGCUGCCGCUGCUGGCGCUGACCUGGAUGUCGGCUGUGCUCGCCGUCACCGACCGCCGCUCCGCCCUCUUCCAGAUCCUCUUCGCUGUCUUCGACUCGCUGGAGGGCUUCGUCAUCGUCAUGGUGCACUGUAUCCUCCGUAGAGAGGUCCAGGAUGCUGUGAAAUGCCGUGUGGUUGACCGGCAGGAGGAGGGCAACGGGGACUCAGGGGGCUCCUUCCAGAACGGCCACGCCCAGCUCAUGACCGACUUCGAGAAGGACGUGGAUCUGGCCUGUAGAUCAGGUGAGCGCCCGACAGUGCUGAACAAGGACAUCGCGGCCUGCCGCACUGCCACCAUCACGGGCACACUGAAGCGGCCGUCUCUGCCCGAGGAGGAGAAGCUGAAGCUGGCCCAUGCCAAGGGGCCGCCCACCAAUUUCAACAGCCUGCCGGCCAACGUGUCCAAGCUGCACCUGCACGGCUCACCCCGCUACCCCGGCGGGCCCCUGCCCGAUUUCCCCAACCACUCACUGACCCUCAAGAGGGACAAGGCGCCCAAGUCCUCCUUCGUCGGUGACGGGGACAUCUUCAAGAAGCUGGACUCAGAGCUGAGCCGGGCCCAGGAGAAGGCUCUGGACACGAGCUACGUGAUCCUGCCCACGGCCACGGCCACACUGCGGCCCAAGCCCAAGGAGGAGCCCAAGUACAGCAUCCACAUUGACCAGAUGCCGCAGACCCGCCUCAUCCACCUCAGCACGGCCCCCGAGGCCAGCCUCCCCGCCCGCAGCCCGCCCUCCCGCCAGCCCCCCAGCGGCGGGCCCCCCGAGGCACCCCCUGCCCAGCCCCCACCGCCUCCGCCCCCACCGCCACCACCUCCCCAGCAGCCCCUGCCCCCACCGCCCAAUCUGGAGCCAGCACCCCCCAGCCUGGGGGAUCCCGGGGAGCCUGCCGCCCAUCCGGGACCCAGCACGGGGCCCAGCACCAAGAAUGAGAAUGUCGCCACCUUGUCUGUGAGCUCCCUGGAGCGGCGGAAGUCACGGUAUGCAGAACUGGACUUUGAGGACUCACUGCCCAGACCCCGCCUGCAGAAGAUCAUGCACACCCGGAAGCGGCACCAAGACAUGUUCCAGGACCUGAACCGGAAGCUGCAGCACGCAGCGGAGAAGGACAAGGAGGUGCUGGGGCCGGACAGCAAGCAGCCGGAAAAGCAGCAGACGCCCAACAAGAGGCCCUGGGAGAGCCUCCGGAAAGCCCACGGGACGCCCACGUGGGUGAAGAAGGAGCUGGAGCCGCUGCAGCCGUCGCCGCUGGAGCUUCGCAGCGUGGAGUGGGAGAGGUCGGGCGCCACGAUCCCGCUGGUGGGCCAGGACAUCAUCGACCUCCAGACCGAGGUCUGAGCGGGUGGGCGGCGGCCACGCACUGGGCCAUGGAGGAGGGAUGCUGCUCCGCCCGCUCCUGCCGCAGACGGGCACAGACACGCUCGCGGGCGGCGGGCCAGGCCCGCACCCCGGCCUCAGGGCGCUCAGACGGCGGCCAGGCACAGGGCCCGCAGUGCUGGGACCAGAGCCAGAUGCAGGACAGGAGGCGGCCCGGCCAGCGGGCACAGGGCACCAGAGGCCGAAGGUGCCUCAGACUCUGCCCUCCUCGGGCCGAGGCCCAGCGGGCAGAUGGGCGGACGGCUGUGGACCGUGGACAGGCCCAGUGCGGCCAGCGUCCCAGGGUACCCACCUGAGCUCCUGCUGCGGAGGAGCAGCCUGCUUGGCCCGGCCGGCCUGGCACCGUUUUUUAAACACCCCCAUCCCUCGGGAAGCAGCCAGCUCCCCACACCUUCCAGGGCCCUAGGCCCCUCCUAGACCCAGGUGGAGAGCACAGCCCUCCGACCCUCAUGGCCCCCAGGGGCAGGACUGAGUCCCCUCCAGGAAGAAGCAGGGGGGAAUCUAUUUUUUCUCUCCUUUUCUUUUCUUCAAUAAAAAGAAUUAAAAACCCA